Molecule: messenger RNA, 1368 nt
Organism: Aethina tumida (small hive beetle)
Lineage: Eukaryota; Metazoa; Arthropoda; Insecta; Coleoptera; Nitidulidae
Product: cytochrome c oxidase assembly factor 6 homolog
Exons: 2
Coding region: 136-1107 (323 amino acids)
Biological process (GO): respiratory chain complex IV assembly
Cellular component (GO): mitochondrion; respiratory chain complex IV
Molecular function (GO): NAD binding
Source: RefSeq, a predicted model, not a curated record
UCAUUUCGGACAUAUUGAUGAGAUUUUCAGAACUAGACAGGGAUUUUUAGGUUACGUUUUAUCUUCAGAUGUCAAAGUUAAUUCCUGGAAUAGAGAAACAAGAUUGAUCAAAAAACUACGCAACCAGUGCCAAGGAUGUCUGGAAUAAUAUCUGUUCUCAGCAACACUACCAAUCUUUUAAAAGAACUGCAGAGAGUAUUGCCACUCUUGACAUUCAGUCAAGUGAUAAACCCAGAAAUCGACACAAAUUUGAAACAAUCCAAAGUUAUAGUUGCCGAUUUCGACUUGAUUGGGCCUCAUUUGUACAACUUACCAAACGUGCAGUGGAUACAAGGCACUUGGGCGGGGACGGAUGCGCUUAUGCCGUUCAUUAAUAAAAGCGAUCCGCCGAAAUUUCCAAUCUCGAGAUUUUCCGGAGAUGCUUUUGGUGCCCUUAUGGGAGAAUAUGUUUUAGCCAAUGUAAUCAACUAUGAACGGGACUUUUUCAAAGUCAAAGAUAAUCAAAGGGAACAAAUGUGGUCGACAGACGGAAAAAUUUCCGAUUAUAGGGCGAUUGGGGAUAUGACUUUUGGUAUACUGGGUUUAGGAAAUAUUGGAAGCAGGAUAGGGAAAAUUUUACAGGGUUUAGGAGGGACAAUUUAUGGGUACGGAAGGAAACCAACCAUAGAUAAAAAUGAAUAUGAUUUUGUUGAACAGUACUUCACUAAAUCAACUUUGCCUUGUCUUUUGAAAAGUUGCGAUUACAUAAUUAACGUAAUGCCAAAAACUAAUGACACAACAGACUUACUAAGUGGGGAUAUUUUAAAAAAUUGCUUGGAUAAGCAAACCGUUUUUAUCAAUAUUGGACGAGGAAAUAUAAUUUCAGAAGAGUCGCUCAUUAAAGCUCUGAAAGAGAAUUGGAUUCAGGCUGCUAUUUUGGACGUUUUCGAAGGUGAACCACUGAGUAAGAAGAGCGAAUUGUGGAAUUUACCCAACGUUUUUAUUACGCCCCACGUCUCUGGACAAAGCAGAGCGAAGGAUAUUGCUGUGCAGUUUAAGAAGAAUUUAGAACAAUUUGAAAAUAACAAAACGAUUCCAAAUAUAAUAGAUUUCCAGAAAGGAUAUUAACAAGAUUUAUGGCUAAUAAUUUAGUUAAAUAGUUACAAAUUAUGUAUAUCUUUUUUAGAAUUAAAUGACUCAAAGCAAACAACUCGGUUUAUUUUGAAAACCCAGCGGAUUAAUUCAUAUUUUUUCAGUUAAAUUAUAAUCUUGGCAUCAAAUCAAAAGUGUAGGAUGAUGGCGUAAAACAGCUGGCGUGCAGGUACACGUUUUGGUGUAUUUGCUGUUUUAUGAAUAAGUGUCUUAUUUUUGUAUACUGUAGUAGUAAAA